AUGGAAUUCUUGAAAAUCAUUCUUAUUUUCAUAUUUUGCUCUUUCCCAUGGAGUAGUAUUCAGAGUGAUUUCGAGACUUAUAUAGUUCAUGUUGAAUCCCCAGAAAACCAAAUUUCUACUCAAUCAUCGUUGAUGGAUUUAGAGAGCUAUUACCUGUCUUUUUUGCCUAAAAAUACUAGCGCAAUUAGCUCUAGUGGAAACGAAGAGGCUGCUAGCAUGAUCUACUCCUAUCACAAUGUGAUGAAAGGCUUUGCAGCAAGAUUAACUGCAUCACAACUGAAGGAAAUGGAGAAGAAACAGGGCUUUAUCUCUGCACAGAAACAGAGGAUUUUGUCCUUGCACACUACUCAUACUCCAAGUUUUCUUGGUUUGCUGCAGAACAUGGGUGUAUGGAAGGAUUCCAACUAUGGGAAAGGUGUGAUCAUCGGAGUUAUAGACACUGGAAUUUUUCCUGAUCAUCCUUCGUUCAGCGAUUUUGGGAUGCCUCCUCGGCCUGCUAAGUGGAAAGGUGUUUGUGAGUCCAAUUUCACCAACAAGUGUAACGACAAGCUCAUAGGAGCGAGGUCUUACAAACUUGCGAAUGGUUCCCCGAUAGACGAUACAGGACAUGGUACACACAUAGCGGGCACAGCUGCAGGAGCCUUUGUGAAAGGUGCUAAUGUAUUUGGGAAUGCUUAUGGCACUGCUGUUGGUGUUGCCCCUCUUGCCCACAUUGCCAUAUAUAAGGUAUGCAAUUCAGAUGGUUGUGCGGAAAUUGAUAUCAUAGCUGCUAUGGAUGCAGCUAUAGAUGAUGGCGUAGAUAUUCUCUCUCUGUGUCUUGGUGGACGUAGAAAGCUUCCUUUCCAUAGUGACAAUAUUGUUCUCGGGGCGUACAGUGCCACAGAAAGAGGUAUUUUUGUAAGUUGUUCAGCUGGAAAUGAUGGUCCAUUCAGUGGCUCAGUAGAAAACACAGCCCCUUGGAUUCUUACGGUAGGCGCUAGCACUAUUGAUAGAAAGAUAAAAGCUACUCUUAAGCUUGGAAAUAGAGAGGAAUUUGAAGGAGAAUCUGCUUAUCAUGCAAAGAUUUCCAACUCAACAUUCUUCACUCUAUUUGAUACUGCAAAAAAUGCAAGUGAUGAAUUUGAAACCCCUUAUUGCAAACCAGGGUCACUCAAUGACCCUGCCAUAAGAGGAAAGAUGGUCAUAUGUUUGGCAGGUGGUGGCGUUCCGAGAAUUGAUAAAGGAAAAGCUGUAAAGGAUGCUGGAGGUGUUGGCAUGAUUAUCAUCAACAGUCCAGAUGACGGUGUCACUAAAUCAGCUGAUGCUCAUGUUCUUCCAGCAAUAGAUGUUUCAGCUGCAGAUGGAACAAAAAUUGUUGCAUAUAUGAACUCAACAUCAAAUUCUGUUGCUACAAUCACGUUCCAAGGAACAAUAAUUGGAGAUAAAAAUGGCCCAGUAGUUGCUUCAUUUUCUUCUCGUGGACCAAGUGAAGCUAGUCCUGGCAUCUUGAAACCUGACAUAAUCGGUCCUGGUGUUAAUAUCCUUGCUGCUUGGCCUACCUCCGUGGAUGACAACAAAAACACAAAAUAA
Messenger RNA from Solanum dulcamara, 1569 nucleotides. RefSeq names its product subtilisin-like protease. The transcript has a single exon. Gene Ontology annotation, molecular function: serine-type endopeptidase activity. Gene Ontology annotation, biological process: proteolysis. Lineage: Eukaryota; Viridiplantae; Streptophyta; Magnoliopsida; Solanales; Solanaceae. The coding region runs from base 1 to 1569 and encodes 522 amino acids. The record is from RefSeq and is a predicted model, not a curated record.